CUUCAGAUUGGGACCAAAAGAAGAGAUUCCCCCCCCCCCCCCAAGGUAGUGUCUAAAGCCUUUGCUAUUGGGAGUCAGUCGACGUAUCAGUGGAAAAGGAUCAGUGCUCCUUCUAGUGCGAUUGGUGGGUUUGGCCACUGUUUUUUGGUGGGAUAAUAUGAGCUUCACAGGUCCUUCUGUUGGUUCUGGUGCUAGAAGGGGGGCAUUUGAAUUUGGAAAAACCCAUGUGGUUAGGCCCAAAGGUAGGCACCAAGCAACCAUAGUUUGGCUACAUGGCCUUGGUGAUAAUGGUUCAAGCUGGUCCCAGCUCUUGGAGACCCUCCCUCUUCCGAAUAUUAAAUGGAUAUGCCCAACUGCCCCUACUCGACCAAUAACUUUAUUUGGCGGCUUUCCAUCAACUGCUUGGUUCGAUGUGGGAGACCUUUCAGAAGAUGCUCCUGAUGAUGUAGAGGGUUUGGAUGCUGCUGCAGCACAUGUUGCAAAUUUGUUGUCAACAGAGCCUGCUGACAUUAAACUUGGUAUUGGAGGUUUCAGUAUGGGUGCAGCAACCUCUUUAUACUCCGCAACCUGUUUUAUUCAUGGAAAAUAUGGAAAUGGCAACCCUUAUCCUGCCAACUUGAGCGCAGUUGUAGGACUUAGCGGAUGGCUUCCAUGUUCAAAGUCUUUGAAAAGCAAAAUAGAAGGACAGGAGGAAGCUACAAGACGUGCUGCAUUGUUGCCCAUUUUGCUAUGCCAUGGAAAAGGAGAUGAAGUGGUUCCAUUUAAAUUUGGUGAGAAAUCUUAUCAGGCACUAAGUUCAAAUGGAUUUCAGAACUCGACCUUCAAAUCCUACAAUGGGCUUGGUCACUAUACGAUCCCGGAAGAGAUGGACGAGGUCUGCGCUUGGUUCACAUCGAAACUGGGGCUCGCCGGUUGAUCGGCAUAAGGAUGUAAUUUGAAAAAAUGUUUUUGCAUUAUUGGGAGGUGGUUAUGGUAUAGUGAAUAAUCUGCAUACCUGGAAUGUUAAUUUUCUCUUGGUGUAUUGCUUAAUUAUUGGUCAUGGCAUGGACCUUGCUUGAAUUCUGUGAUGGAACAGGAGAACAAGAGCUACUUUGUUCAACUUCUUCGUAGUUUGGAAUAUUAUUAUUUGGAAUGCGAUCAAUAUCAUUGUGAAAA
Molecule: messenger RNA, 1155 nt
Organism: Hibiscus syriacus
Lineage: Eukaryota; Viridiplantae; Streptophyta; Magnoliopsida; Malvales; Malvaceae
Product: acyl-protein thioesterase 2-like
Exons: 10
Coding region: 158-916 (252 amino acids)
Molecular function (GO): hydrolase activity
Source: RefSeq, a predicted model, not a curated record